Capsella rubella is the source of this 769-nucleotide messenger RNA. RefSeq lists its product as uncharacterized. Lineage: Eukaryota; Viridiplantae; Streptophyta; Magnoliopsida; Brassicales; Brassicaceae. The transcript has 6 exons. Bases 124 to 546 code for a protein of 140 amino acids. The record is from RefSeq and is a predicted model, not a curated record.
GUAGUAACAAAUUGGCUCUUCUUCCUCAUUCUCUACACUCACUCACUACUCUCUAAAAACUUCUUUGAUCGUCUCUCAACAUCAUACGCAGCAAUUUCUUCGUUCUUCGUCGCGUAAGUUUAGAUGAACACUGAGAUGGAAGAAGACACAGGGAAUGGAGGAUUUCGGAAACGCAUGAAACUAUCUGAUGAAGAGGGGAAAGGUGAUUCGAGAGAUGGAAUCAGUCUUGAGAAUACCGUUGAGAAUGAAGAAGCUGAGACGAAACUUGUUGCUUCUGAUGAGAUUGAACAAAACAUUGCUCAAAUUCUCGACAAGAUUGAGAGCUUCACACAGACCGUUUCUAACUUGCUGGAAACAGGGAAGACAAUGUUUAAGGAACUCAGUAACGAAUUUGAAGAACGCUUGAUCAUGAUACACAGGGAACAUGUUGAGAAAUGGCAGGAGGAAAUCAAGGAGUUGCGUUUGCUUGAUGCAUCAAACGAGGAGACUACUUCCCUCUUACACAACGCUCGCUAUCUGAUUCAGAAUCCUAGCAUUGAGCAAUGAGUGGUGUAAGAAGUCAUAUAUAUUACCUUAGAUCAACUUAUGGUUGGUUGGACAAUUUCAAAAACCAUAUGAUGUCUUGAAAGAAACAUAGAACUAGCUUAUCAUGCACAGCCUCAGCUAAAUCCAGCAUUGUGUUUGCUUCUUAUUAGAUUUUGGGGUGAAUAUAUAAAAUGACUCAUAUCUAUUGCUAGUUCCCAUCAAAAACCAGUAACUCUCCGUUAUC